Spodoptera exigua (beet armyworm) is the source of this 6719-nucleotide messenger RNA. Lineage: Eukaryota; Metazoa; Arthropoda; Insecta; Lepidoptera; Noctuidae. The record is from the annotation of a GenBank genome assembly.
AUGAUAUAUGAUGACGAUGAUGAUGGAAGGGGUUGGGAAAAGACGGGAAGGAUUAGGCCUAAAUUCGUGGGACCCGAAGAGGAAGAUAUACUGGAAGUGAACGCGACAUUACACUUACCGAACUUACCACCGCUUGUAUUAACCGAUGUCUUCGUUCUAGAGGAAUACACAGUUAUGAGAAACACUCUAAACUUGGUGACUCCUUUCCAAGCUGUGAAGGAACUGAAGUCAGUGUAUACAGUCGACAUCACAUUGGGAGAGAAGAUCAACGUCACCUGUCUCGUGUUAUUGUAUAAUGGAACUUAUUGGCAUGAGAUAUCAUACAAAAUAUUCUACGAGUACGAAUGCGGUGAGGAUGACACAUACCAAUCGUACGUAGCAUCCGUCGGUAUAGCGACGCCUUUGCCGGUCCUUCCCGCGCUAGAAGCGAGGGUUGCGGCGCGACUCGAAGACGCCUUGUGGAAAAUGAGCGCUGAUAUAGCCAUGCCUUCGUUUACUAUUACUGCUUUAGCUAGCUUAGAGUUGGACGAUCCCUUCGUGGAGACUUCAGGCAGUUUGAACUUAACAUCAGGAUAUUUAGAGGACUACUUCAUCAAGAUGCAGUUCAAAAAAGAUUUUUCGGAUGUGGAGAAUGUUGUCGGUGGCGGAAUUCAGAUACAACAGGGCGAUCAGAAUAAUUAUUUAUUCGCGGACGUAGUAUGGCAUCCAGCCCCCCACAGACACAUCCGCUUCAAGUCCCGAGGCGCGUUGGUCCCAGUACUCGCCCCUGCGGAACUCAGUCUGCUCUACAGUGAAGACGUAUCGCGAACUCUCUCCGUAGACUUUAGCAGUGAAGACUAUUACUACUCUUUGAAAGCAGAUCAGACGCAAACUUCUAUCAGCGCUGCGUUGAGUAGUCCACAUAAUGGAUUCAGAGCCAUCAAGAUUAUAGGUGAGUUCGAAGAGGACGAUAUUAGGGGAUCGUUUGUGACUGACACAACGGAGUACAGCAUCAAUGGGAAAGUACUGAACAGGACGCCUCUUGAAAUGGCACUAACACUAGUUCCAAAAGGUCAGGGCGACAAUAUAAACAUACGUAUCAAGUACGAGAAUACUCCCACAGUGUACACUCUGUCGGCGCACUUCGCCGGCCCAGUGGCCGCUACAUUACACGCCAAGGCGGAACUCGAGGGCAAUUUCACUGAUAUCAAUGUUAAAUUGGACAUCCCGAAAUCGAAAUAUAAGGAUAUAUAUUUCAAGUCCCGAGUGGACAACUAUCCCGGACUGCGCAAAGUCCUUAGCGUACAAGCCGCUACCCCACUCAACAGGAUACGAUACGUUAAGGGUGAUACUGAUUUCAUAUUCGGUCCCAAAACUGGUUACCUGCUCUGCAAGUACGAGCUGCCUGAUAUGAAAGGCGAAGGAGAUCUUAAGUGGAGCUUCCUUCUCGGAGAUCUGUUCAUAAAGGCCCUCGGUCACCAGCAUGUAAAGGAGAUAGAGAAGAGCGUGGACCUGGACAUCCACUUCGGUAACAGCACCACUCCGGAUAUGAUGAUGAAGACUGACGCCGGCUUCAGGAUGGACCUCGAUCAUGUUUGGGUAAUCGGCGCCAACACCACAUUCGGUCUUAUCCCGAACAAACAAAUCAAUCUGGUCAUAAAUGCAAUCCUUCCAAAACCCAACGUGGACGUACACACCCUGUAUAUAGACGUGGACGCCGGCUCCAACGAACAACCUUUGAAAACAUUGGAAGCUGAGUACAGGACUGAUGUCACCAAAAUCGUUACCGGAGUUAAGGGAGAUCUACUUUACUUACCGGAGAGUUUCGACACAAACUCCACGAUAACUUGGACGUCCGCUACUGGGUACAAACAUAUAGAUAAUAUAGUUAAAUAUAAGUGGGAUGUCAAUGGAUCCAAUCACGUUGACUACACCCUCACAUCACCUAUGUUCGACGACAAACCAACGCUGAAGGUCAAAGGGUCGUAUCAAAAGGAUUUGGUGCAUACAUACCAUAUUGUUAAGGGAGACAUGCACCAUCCAGGCGACAGUCAGAUAGGUGAGAUAGACCUACGGUACGGCGGUGUAAAACAUACAGACGGACACUUCAACUUUACCACACCAUUCAAACGGCUGCCCUGGCUCAAGUCUAUAUUUGACAUAAACAACUUAGAAGAGUCUUCAGAUAACAAAGUGAACCUAUUUUGGCCAAACAAAACAGCGUCAGUGAACACCACACACCGCUACCACAAACGAGACAAAGGCUUCACGCAAAACGGCGAAAUAUCACUUUCAGUUCCAUUGAGCCGUCAACACGUAGUCAACACAGAAUAUUACUACAUACAAGACGAUAAAACCAGCAAUGGAAACGCUACAAUUGAUUUUGACCAUGAAAGAUUCGUAAAAGGAUCCUUCGAUCAGAUUCUCAGCAAGAGCGAUAGGAAUUUAGACCUUGCUACCAUGAAUAUAGAGGUGGAAAACGUUCAUACGCCCGUCGGUAUUAAGUAUAUACACGAGUAUGACAAUACUGGAAAUAUUGACGUAAAACAAGCCACAGUAUUCCACCUGCACAACGCAACAAAAUUCAACGUUACCGGUAAACUAGACAUUUACACCUACGACAUCGGAAAAGAUCUGAAACUGACUGCCAUACAUGGGAACCGCACCUGGACCUUCGACAAUAAGUACGAGGCGGUUGACAAGGAGCUGAAGCAAGGUUCUAAGAUUAAAUGGGCAGAAGAUGUUUGGUUUAAUUACGAUUUACACGUCACUAAUAUGACAACGGACGAAACCGAAUCCCAACAGCUCGUAAUGAACGUAUGGUACCCCCUACGUACAUUCAAUUUGGUCGCAUUAUACAACUUGCAAGACACUCUACUCGACGGUUCGGCGAGAUUGCACUGGAACGUUAAGGAAGAGAAUAAGACGGCGGAAUUAAGAGGUCGCUGGGAGAACCCCCCGGUGCCUGAAGGGAACUUGCAUCAUGUGGACUUGUCGCUUGCUCAUCCUUCGUUUAGAAAGGACGUAACUCUGAAAGGCCAGUAUCUAUCAACGCCAUCUGUGAUGUCAAACAUCUCACUAGAACUACAAUACUCCGACUACGAAAACGAAUACCUACAACUAAAUUCAAUUUUAACGGACAAUUCGAACGGCCCAGUGAGAGAUUACAAAUUCGCAUUAAUAUGCAAACAUCCUUCAACCAAUUUGGACCUAGACAUGAAGUCAGAUAUUAAUAUACGGAGUCGCUGGUACUAUUUCAACAACUUCUACAGGUUCCAGAAAUCUCUAUUCUAUCAGAAACUAAGACAGAAUAUGUUUUUGAUUGACACCGCUAAUAGUGCGAUCCAUUGGGAGCGUGCCAACGAGACGUAUUUCUACAAAGUUAAUGGAACAUGGGAGCUAUUGUACCCAGACUAUACGUUGAAGACGUUCGUCAGUCGAUCCACUGGUAACGAUACGGGCACUGCGACGCUGUCUAUGAAGAAUAAAUCGUUUGUUGCACAUUAUAAUAGUACUGAUGACAUCUCCUACCACAUGGUAGGUCAAAUCGUCGACACUAGAUACGCCAAAUUCGAUUCAUGGCGUAAUUUCGAUGACGUCGUUACAGUCGACCUUGCCUCCUACAUCCGUCUGAACCACUCCCGACUCCUUACCAGCUCAAUAAAAUGGCGCCCGCAAAUUUUCACCGAAGUCAAAUCCCAAGCUGUGUCCACGCUCAAACUUCUGUAUAGCCAAGUCAACGACACUCUUAUCAUCAUGAAAGAAAUGCCAAUGGAAGCCCACUUGGCCCUCAAGAACAUUUGGACCGACGCCAAACCCAGAAUCCGAGACUUUUUGGACGACCUAAAUGACCUUCACGUUAUAAAGGACGAUUUGGACGAAUUCGAGCGGUUUUUGAACCAAUCUUAUAGCCAAAAUGACUUUUAUGUGAAGGAUAUUGUCGAGUUUACUUAUUACGUGUUAGAUGAAAUGGCUAUUAGGAACCAUUUGGAGAGUUUGCCGGGGAUUGUGAAUGAUAUGUGGGGUAUGAUGGGUAACACAAGCCAGUCUAUAAAGCAGAGUUUGACUUACAUAGUGGAUUCGAUCAAGAAGGCCUAUGCGAACUUUUUGGAGUCCGUCAAUAAGGUUCUGGAAGCUGAUUUCAUGGAGUUGGUAUCGGAUAGGUUGGAAGCAAUGAUUCUGCAGUACGAUACCUUUAUCAGGGAUCUGCAUAUGAAGUUUUUGGAGUACUGGGAGGAAACUUGGGUCAAUGCGACCAAUAGGCUUUCCAAAUACUGGCACGAGGUCCUUAAGUCUAUCGAGCCAUUGUUCUUCAAGGUGUUGCACUACAGUGAGUCGUUUGUCUUCGCUGUGGGCAAGAACGUUAUGGAUUUCUUCUACAACAGGACCCAAGAGCUGACUGAUUCGCCAUAUUUCAACUAUGUAUCGACAUUCGGACAUGAGAUGGAUCGCAUCUACAAGGACCUUAUGAACAACGAUUUGAUAACCAAUAUAAAGAAAUACAGCAAAAAGCUCUUCAACUUCGUUUGGGCUAAGAUAGAGAAGUAUAUUCCAUUCAAGGAUGAAUUCACACAACUGUACGCGGAGUUCAGAAACGCAUGGGAGAACUUCUUGAAGACCAAGCAAGUUGUCUACGUCAGAGAGAAGUACCAAGAAGCGUACGUGCGCCUGAAGUGGUGGUACGACUACUUCCUAAUCGGCGAGGCUCUGGAAACAGUCGGCGAGAUACUAUACGCCAAGCUUACUGAUAUGUCCAAGACCGCGCUGCAGUAUGAAGAGCUACAUCGUACACCAAAAACAAACUUCAUAUUCGAUCCCCGAGUCGGUGCUAUACUUCUAGAACAGAAGUUACCAAUGUCAUGGCACGCGUUCAAUCGUACUCCAGACUUCACUGAAAUAUCUGAAUACCGAGCCGUUAAGGACUUUAUGGACGAAUGGCUGACCACCAACAAGAGUAUAUGGUCAUUCUACUAUGACAUCAGACCUUAUAUGGACUUUGAUAACUUAAUGCCGCCUUUUGCUGGUAUGGCAAUGAUGACGGGCCAAGGUACUCUAGUAACGUUCGACAAGCGAGUCUUCACGAUAUCUGAGGCGGGAACGUUCCUUCUAACGCGAGACUACAGGCAGGACAACUUCACUGUUUUAAUGGAGAGCAACGACCAAGGACGCUAUAACUUACUGCUCUUGACUAGGCGGAGUUUAAUACAUAUCGAUUUGUAUAAGGAGGAAGUAUCAAUGGGUCAAUCAGUACUAAGUUUACCAGCCUACGUGGACGGCGUUAUAGUGGACAGACAGAUAGACUCUCUCUUCGUGCAAGGAUACAAUGGACUCGACAUACAGUGCAACCUCGUCUUCCAUACUUGCAAACUGCAGGUUUCAGGUUGGUUCUACGCAACCCUCGGUGGCCUACUCGGGACAUACAACAACGAACAGUAUGAUGACCUUCUACUACCCAACAACACGUUCACGACCUCAAUCCCAACACUAGGCCACAGCUGGAACAUUGUGCCCAGCGCCAAUCCCACCAACAUUGAAAACAAAGACUUGAAGAAUGAUACACAGUGCGAGAAGUUCUUCCAGAAUAAAGUAUCGCCACUCAAUCCGUGCUUCUCUGUGAUUCCGUCUCUCCCGCUAUACAGCGAGUGUUUGUCGGGCGGCGACGCGUGCGCACUGGCCAGCGCGUACAAGGAACUCUGUCUGCACGAACACGUGCCCACGCAUAUGCCUGAUCAUUGCCAUCAAUGUACGACCCCACAAGGCGAUGUUAUCGAAGAAGGUGCCUUCCAUAUACUUCAAUAUAUACCGAACUCGACCGACGUGGUGUUUAUAGUGGAGGCCCAGUAUUGUAACAAGAAUCUGCGCAAGAGCAAGAAUAUGGAUCUAUUCGUUGAAGCCUUCGAUAUUAAGCUGCAAGCCAAUGGGUACUCCGAUAAUAGAUACGCGAUUGUAGGUUUCGGCGGUAGCGGCGUGUACCGCCGUCCUCGGGCUCUGUACGUCAACAACAAAGUGUUUACCAACCCUAUCGAGGUUUCACUGCAUCUAGACAACUUUAUUAUUGACAAAGCGGACUUGGUUCGCGGUAAUCGCACUAGAAAAGCGGACAUGUUCGCUGCACUAAGCUUCGCCACUCAGCUUCCGUUCCGCGCCGCUGUACCGAAGACAUUUAUACUGAUGCCCUGCUCCAAGUGUGAUUCUACAUUUAUGAGGCUGGACUACUCGACGAUUUACCACAACCUGAUGGAGAGCUCGGUGACCCUCCACAUACUCAUGGACGAUGAUUUCAUGCUGUCCAAGAAGAGGGCGGCUAAGUACUUGUUCGGUGUGGACAAUACUCUAGCGUACACGAACAAAGAUUACGAGCGGCUAGUAGGCGACUCCGCGCUAAGGAAGCAAGUCAAGCUACCCAAGGAGAAGCUUGGACUGUGCACCUCACUCGCUAUGGAGACUAAUGGUACAAUAUUCGCGGGCGCGAAGCUACAAGGCGACCGUCCGACGGCGCGCCGGUUCAGCAGCGUACUGGGCGCGCGCGCCGCCGCGGCCGCCCCGCGCUGCGGCGCCGCGCCGCGCUGCGAGUGCAGCGACGGCAGGCUGCUCUGCAGGCCCUGCGCAGACACGCAGCGACUCUUGGAGUUAUCAUUCUUCAAUUCCGAUGACAUCGAUGAGCUGAUCGACAUGGCGAUGGAACCCCCCACGCUACCUUCCUUCAGAUGAUAAGUAGCAUAGCACUAUAGAAUAAUAUC